UUCUUUCCUCCAACCUUUUGCUUUCUGCCAUUGUCUGCACGUUCUUGGCCUGUGGGAGAACUGGUGGCACUGUGGCAGUGGCAUCCGUAUUUAUUUGAUCUGCGACUGUGUACCAUCAAGCCCUCUCCUCCGAUUCUUCCAGUUGCAUGCACACAAAGUUUCCCAGAUGUAUCACUAUCUGCAACUCUCAGUAUUGCUGGUCACCAUUCUCUCCGACGUAGCAAUUGCUCAAAGAUGGAGGGAGAUCAGCGGCGGCAACCAAUGGAGCGGCCUCCUAGAUCCCCUGGACAUCGACGUCCGGCGCGACGUCAUCCGCUUCGGCGAGCUGGCGCAGGCGACGUCGGACGCCUUCAUCACGGACCCGGCGUCGCCGUACGCCGGGGCUUGUCGAUACAGCCCGGCCUCUUUCUUCAGCAAGGUUCAGGCGUCCGACCCGGGCGCGUACCGGGUCACAAGGUUCAUCUACGCGACGUCGAGCGCCCGGCUGCCCGACGGGUUCAUGGCAAGGCCGGUGCCGGCGGGCGCCUGGAGCACGGAGUCCAACUGGAUGGGGUACGUCGCUGUGGCCACCGACCGCGGCGCGGCGGCGCUCGGGAGGCGGGACAUUGUGGUGGCGUGGCGCGCAACGAAGCGGGUGACGGAGUGGGCCAGUGACCUGGACUUCGCGCUGGUGCCGGCUGCCGGAAUCGUCGGGCCGGGGCGCGGCUGGUCGCAGCCGUACGUGCACAGGGGGUUUCUGUCCGUGUACACGUCCAAGAAUUCCACGUCGCGGUUCAACAAAAGAAGCGCGCGCGAACAGGUACUGACUGAAGUAAGAGGGCUGCUCGAUACAUACAAGAAGGAGAACUGCAGCAUCAGCAUAACCGGCCACAGCCUCGGAGGCGCACUGUCCACGCUCAACGCCAUCGACCUGGUCGCCAAUGGAUUCAACGUCCGCGGUCCGUCCCGAAGCCCCGUGCCCGUGACGGCCAUCCACUUCGGCGGCCCCCGCGUCGGCGACGAGCAGUUCAAGAAGGCUUUCCACUCGAUGGCCGGCCUGAGCCUGCUCCGAGUCCGCAACGUCCCGGACAUCGUGCCGACCAUCCUACCGCCCGUGUUCUACAGCGACGUCGGCGUGGAGCUGCUCGUGGACACACGCAAGUCGCCGUACCUCAAGGAGAAGGCGGGCCCUGCCCAGUGGCACAACCUCGAGGGCUACUUGCACGGCGUGGCCGGCACGCACGGCGCCGGCGACGCCGCGGGGUUCAGCCUGGUGGUGGACCGCGACUUGGCGCUCGUCAACAAAGAAGAGGACGCGCUCAAAGACGACUACCCCGUGCCGGCGAUGUGGUGGGCGGAGAAUAACAAGGGCAUGGUCAAGAACGCCACUGGACACUGGGUGCUGCACGACCACGAGGAGGGUAACCUUGCGUUGUGAUCAUUUCCUUUUGUCUAUAAGAUCGUCGAAACGCUUCUCACGAAGUACUAUAAUACUGCAUGUAAGCUGCUUUUCUGAACUUUCUACCGUCAAACAUUUCCGUGUUUUUUUUUUUUGCGGGGAACAGCUCUCUCUUUGUCACUCUGUAAGGAAAAAUUACUAGCAUCAUAUAAUUACUUCUAGUAUAUGACAUGAUAUGAUUGCACCGGAAUUAAUGGUCAAAUAUGA
Messenger RNA from Hordeum vulgare subsp. vulgare (domesticated barley), 1645 nucleotides. RefSeq names its product phospholipase A1-II 3-like. Lineage: Eukaryota; Viridiplantae; Streptophyta; Magnoliopsida; Poales; Poaceae. The record is from RefSeq and is a predicted model, not a curated record. Bases 167 to 1417 code for a protein of 416 amino acids. The transcript has 2 exons. Gene Ontology annotation, molecular function: glycerophospholipid phospholipase A1 activity. Gene Ontology annotation, biological process: lipid metabolic process.